AAAUAUUUUUAAGCCAACAGCUAAAACUGGAAAACCCUAAUCGCCUUCUCUGUCACUUCUUAAAACAGUGUACACAGAGAGAUGGGAAGCGACAGCGAAGCAGAGAGAACUCAACAAAAGGAGGAGAAGAAGAAGAUUCUCGCUCUCGCUCCCAUCGCUAAACCUCUUGCCGGCAAGAAGCUCUGUAAGAGAACCCUCAAGCUUGUGCGUCGAGCUGCUGAACACAAAUGCUUGAAGAGAGGAGUGAAGGAAGUGGUUAAAAGCAUUCGUCGUGGUCAUAAAGGAUUAUGUGUUAUAGCUGGGAACAUAUCUCCAAUUGAUGUUAUAACUCAUGUUCCAAUCUUAUGUGAAGAAUCAGAUAUUCCCUACGUCUAUGUUCCUUCAAAAGAGGAUCUUGCAAAUGCAGGUGCCACCAAGAGGCCAACAUGCUGCAUCUUAGUGCUACCAAAGCCUGUUAAGGGGGAAUUGGUAUCAGAAGAACAAGAAAAAUUGAAGGCUGAUUAUAACCAUGUUGUAGAUGAUGUGAAAGAACUCACAUCCACUCUUUUCUGAACAAGAUCAUGUUGUAUUUCUUUCACUAAAUGCUUAAUUUUGGACUUGAGCAAUGUACUUUUUUUCAGCAAAUAUAAUAUUCAGUUGUGUUUAUUCAUCA
Molecule: messenger RNA, 652 nt
Organism: Mangifera indica (mango)
Lineage: Eukaryota; Viridiplantae; Streptophyta; Magnoliopsida; Sapindales; Anacardiaceae
Product: H/ACA ribonucleoprotein complex subunit 2-like protein
Exons: 4
Coding region: 82-552 (156 amino acids)
Biological process (GO): rRNA pseudouridine synthesis; snRNA pseudouridine synthesis
Cellular component (GO): nucleolus; box H/ACA snoRNP complex
Molecular function (GO): box H/ACA snoRNA binding
Source: RefSeq, a predicted model, not a curated record